GGCUAGAAUCUCUCCAUUUUAUUUAUUCCCAAGUUAGUCAUUUAACUAUUAACAUGAUGAAAGCUGUACUCUUCGUCUGCGCUCAUGCGCUCCUGAUACAGUGUAUCGCGGGACAGUACAUAGGCUCUAGACUAGCCGGUCCUUGUGGUGCUCCUUUGGCAGCUGCUCCCUUAGCAGCUCCUUGUGGAUUAGAAGCUGCUGCCGUUCCAGCUUCCAAUGGAGGUGGACUCGGCAUAUCCAGUGCAUCAGCCAUACCACCGACCGGAGUAUCUGUUUUAACUGAAAACGCCAUCGAAGGAACUCUUGCUGUCACCGGCGCUCUGCCUUUCUUAGGAACCGUGGCUAUAGAAGGCGCUCUGCCGACUGCUGGUGCUGGUGCUGUCAAUUACGCCUGUGGCAGUGGAGUCGUGACCAUAUUGGCUGAAGAUAUUGCACCUGCUGGAAUAGCUGGUCCACUCGGCUACGGUGUUGGUCCUUUGGCUGUUGAUGCGGCCGGCUACGGUCCCUUCGGCUACGGUAUCGGACCUCUAGCUGGUCCAUACGCUCGCGCUGGUUGCGGUUGUAAUAAUGUCAUAUAAAAUUUAAUAUAAAAAAGGGCUUUAACGUUUUUAACGUACUUAUAUCGCAAUAUAGAAAAUUGAAAAUUAAA
This is a messenger RNA of Vanessa tameamea, 649 nucleotides long. Its product is annotated as chorion class B protein PC10-like. Gene Ontology annotation, biological process: chorion-containing eggshell formation; multicellular organism development. The transcript is spliced from 2 exons. NCBI's taxonomy places the organism in Eukaryota, Metazoa, Arthropoda, Insecta, Lepidoptera, Nymphalidae. Gene Ontology annotation, molecular function: structural constituent of egg chorion. Gene Ontology annotation, cellular component: egg chorion. The record is from RefSeq and is a predicted model, not a curated record. The coding region runs from base 54 to 578 and encodes 174 amino acids.